AUGCCUCAGCCCAUUCCUAAGACGGACAGCUUAAUCGACCUGUUCAGCCUUAAGGGCAAGGUCAUCGUUGUUACCGGCGCCUCUGGUCCUCGAGGAAUGGGCAUCGAGGCUGCUCGUGGCUGCGCGGAGAUGGGUGCCGAUGUUGCUAUCACCUACUCCUCGCGCAAAGAGGGGGCCGAAAAGAAUGUAGAGGAGUUAACUAAAGCCCACGGCGUCAAAGUCAAGGCUUACAAGUGCGACGUGUCUGAUUUUACCAGCUGCGAGCAGCUCGUCAAGGACGUCGUCAAGGACUUUGGCCACAUCGAUGGUUUCAUCGCUAACGCCGGCGCCACUGCUGACGGCGGCGUCCUCGACUCUACGAAGGAGGCCUGGGAUAAGGUCAUCCAGAUAGACCUGAACGGCACCGCAUACUGCGCCAAGGCUAUCGGCCCUCACUUCAAGAAGCAGGGCCACGGCUCGUUCGUCAUCACCGCUUCCAUGUCCGGCCACGUCGCCAACUUCCCGCAGGAGCAGACGUCGUACAACGUUGCCAAGGCGGGAUGCAUCCACAUGGCGCGCUCCCUGGCCAACGAGUGGCGCGACUUCGCCCGCGUCAACUCCAUCUCCCCGGGGUACAUCGACACUGGCCUGUCUGACUUCAUCGACCAGAAGACCCAGGACCUGUGGUACUCCAUGGUCCCCAUGGGCCGCCCCGGCCUGGCCAAGGAGCUGAAGGCCGCGUACGUGUACUUGAUCAGCGACGCGAGCACGUACACGACCGGCGCCGAUAUCGUUAUCGACGGAGGGUACACGUGCCGGUAA
This is a messenger RNA of Daldinia caldariorum, 801 nucleotides long. Its product is annotated as L-xylulose reductase. NCBI's taxonomy places the organism in Eukaryota, Fungi, Ascomycota, Sordariomycetes, Xylariales, Hypoxylaceae. Gene Ontology annotation, cellular component: intracellular anatomical structure. The transcript has a single exon. The record is from RefSeq and is a predicted model, not a curated record. Gene Ontology annotation, molecular function: oxidoreductase activity, acting on NAD(P)H, oxygen as acceptor. The coding region runs from base 1 to 801 and encodes 266 amino acids.